This is a messenger RNA of Trematosphaeria pertusa, 561 nucleotides long. RefSeq names its product Arp2/3 complex 16 kDa subunit ARPC5. The record is from RefSeq and is a predicted model, not a curated record. Gene Ontology annotation, cellular component: Arp2/3 protein complex; actin cytoskeleton; cytoplasm. Gene Ontology annotation, biological process: regulation of actin filament polymerization; Arp2/3 complex-mediated actin nucleation. Gene Ontology annotation, molecular function: actin filament binding. The transcript has 4 exons. NCBI's taxonomy places the organism in Eukaryota, Fungi, Ascomycota, Dothideomycetes, Pleosporales, Trematosphaeriaceae. Bases 1 to 561 code for a protein of 186 amino acids.
AUGGCCAACGUGAACUGGCGCACCAUCAACAUCGAUGCCUUGGACCCAGACUCCCCCGCCAACUUCGACCUCACCACCCUCACACCGACCGUCGCCCCGGUAUCGACCGCAGACGUCCAGUCACUGGCCGGCCAGAUACGGCAGCUGAUGAGAGGAGGAGACAAUGAGGGAGCCUUGCAGGGUGCGCUGGAGAACCCGCCGUAUGGGGCGGACGACAAGGGCAAGGAUAUCCACCUAGCUACCGUCAUCGAGAUUCUUCAGUCCAUCCGGCAGGCAGACAUGUCACCCAUAUUAAGCCGCAUAUACAGCGCGCCCGGUGGAACAGAGGCAUUAGACGUGCUCAUGAAGUAUAUCUACAAAGGCAUGGCCCAGACAAGCGCAGCGAGUACAACGCGAAACAUCACACCUCAGGCGACCGGCUUCUCCCAGAUCCAUGCUCGCGGUGGAGGCGAAGGCGGAGGACAGGCCAUGAGCGUCUUGCUCAGCUGGCACGAGAAGCUCGUUGAGAUAGCAGGCCCAGGGUCCAUCGUCAGAGUAAUGACAGAUCGACGCACGGUUUGA